Molecule: messenger RNA, 522 nt
Organism: Dicrocoelium dendriticum
Lineage: Eukaryota; Metazoa; Platyhelminthes; Trematoda; Plagiorchiida; Dicrocoeliidae
Source: the annotation of a GenBank genome assembly
AUGGCACUUGAUUUUAUAAGAGAAACAUCAGAGAAUUAUUUCACUUGUUACAAUGGCAAUAAAUUUAACGUAGCAAAUGAAGGGAUUAUAUACAGAUUUCUUGAGGAACCCUCAUUGCUCUUCCUUGGAUGUUACUGCACUGAAAACAAUAUGUUGUUUUUCUUCAAUGAUGUUGUUUCUAUUAUUGAGCAUUCACCAUGUCUGGUCUACCUGAAAAUUCAGCCAGGCAUACUUGAUUCAUCCAAUAUAAGAGACAUGGUGUUCACAACAUCCGUAGUUGGUUCAGUGCUGGAAAAUCUCUACCGUUGUUUGAAAGAGUUGUAUGCACCGUUGAUAAUGAAGGUUGGGGAUAAAGAACCCAUCUCCGAUCAAAGCGUUCAGACGGCUGUUGGUGAAUUAAUGUCCACUCUGUUUACAGAGUUAAAAGCAGCUCGCCAUGAUAAAGCCCUUAUCACAAAUGGACGGCCAACCGUCCCAUUUUGGCGUGCUUUUGCUCACUCACAGAGUCAAAAUGUUAUAUGA